AUGGCAGUUACGAAGUUAAAUGGCCCUGGAAUUCCCUCCAUUAUUGCAAACCAAUUUCGGACUGGCAUAUGGACAUCUAAAGAGCUUACUGCUCAGAUGAAGAAACCACCAAGGAGUCUACAGAAAUCUUACAGGAGCAACUUUCAGCUGGAAUUAUUGAAAUGUUUGAUACAACCGCCAAGAUGCGAUGACGAAAUAGGCCAUUAUCUGCCGCAUCAUAUGGUUAAACGAGAAGAGAAAAGAGGCAGAAUUGUUUACGAUGCGUUGGCAAAAUGUAGCGGAUACAGAAGUUUAAACGAAUGUCUAUAUGGAGGUGCUUCGAUGAUCGAAGACUUGACAGCACUGUUACUGAAAUUCAGAUUGGACCAGAUUAGUAUGGUGGCAGAUGUAGAAAAGGCGUUCCUGCAGAUCGGUCUGCAAGAAGAAGACAGAGACGUCACCAGGUUCUUAUGGGUGAAAGAUUUCAGCAAUGAAUUGACAGAAGAUAACAUAAUACAAAAGGGAUGGAUGAAGAAUUAUCAAUGA
Messenger RNA from Hyposmocoma kahamanoa, 525 nucleotides. RefSeq lists its product as uncharacterized. The transcript has a single exon. The coding region runs from base 1 to 525 and encodes 174 amino acids. NCBI's taxonomy places the organism in Eukaryota, Metazoa, Arthropoda, Insecta, Lepidoptera, Cosmopterigidae. The record is from RefSeq and is a predicted model, not a curated record.